AUGCCUGACACUAACCAGAGUGCCCAUAAACCCCCUCCGCCUCCACCACCACCUGUCACCAAAACACCGCUUCCCCCAACGAUCCAACCCCCAAGAGUAUCCCCAGACAGUCCCGCCGGUGCCUACAUGGUAGAGCUAAUGGUAUUCAAUGGCCACCCGUUUAAAGACCACUGGGCCUACUGGGUGCGCUCACACCAUAACCCCAAGAUCGGGAUAAUGGUCCACGCCGACGGCAAUGUCCGCAGCGGCUUCAAGUUCGACAUCAGGCGCAACUAUGAUAUCCACGACACGGAUUCGGAUAUUCCGACGAAGCUGAUUCCGCUGCAGUGGGUUGAUCAGCAGUUCUUUGAUGACGAGAAGGCAAUGUUUAACAAUGGAUCUCUCAAAUCCGAUACUCUGCCUGUGUGUCCUUUGGAGGAGAGUGUGUGCAAGGUUGAUGUCCCCGAGAAGAGUUUGAAUGCCGUUGAGAAUAUGGUAAGAUGGCAUUUCUAUAUUUGCUAUUGA
Messenger RNA from Penicillium riverlandense, 504 nucleotides. RefSeq lists its product as uncharacterized. Lineage: Eukaryota; Fungi; Ascomycota; Eurotiomycetes; Eurotiales; Aspergillaceae. The coding region runs from base 1 to 504 and encodes 167 amino acids. The transcript has a single exon. The record is from RefSeq and is a predicted model, not a curated record.